AUGGCAAACUACACAAAUUAUUCGAAUGCAACUGACCCCUUGCAGACUGCGACUCCAGAAGAAUACGGGAAUCGAUAUUUUAUGAUAUUCCUGGUUACAGCCGAGAUUAUCAUAGCAAUUGUAUCGUUGGUCAGCAACUUCCUCGUCGUGUACGCUUUUGUUGCCUACAAAAAACUUCGGACGAGCGUUACGAACUAUUUUGUCAUAUCGCUGGCAGUAUCAGACAUCUUAACCUCAGGGCUGGUCACUGCGUUCAAAGCGGACAUGAACUCUAAACGUUACCUUUGGACACAUGGUUUGUUCAUGUGCCAUCUCUAUACAACAAUGUUUUUACUAGCCUUACCAAGCUCUGUAAUCAACUUGUGCGCCGUCACAGUGGAUAGAUACCUAGUCUUGAGGAUGCCCCUACGUUACACGACCCUUAUGCCGCCAAAAAGAGCCGUUGGCAUCAUCUGUUUUCUGUGGAUUUACGCUAUAGUGUGGUCUUGCCUGCCUAUUUUAGGCUGGAAUGUUACAAACGGAGCAUCUGUGUUGCAAAACGGGUAUUGUUACCAUUCGUCCACAAACUUAUACAAUAAUUUAAUGAAUGUUAUAAACUUCUUAUUUCCCAUGGUUUUCAUGGCUAUCUUCUGGGUGUUAAUCUAUUCAAUAGUUCGCAAGCAUCGCAAGAGAGUUCUGAAAAUAGAGAGAAGCCUUUCGCGUAACACUAACGACUCCUCGAAUUCGAGCAACAACACAAACGGAGAAGUCUAUGCAAUGACUCAGCUUACGGCGCGAAAUGAAAAGACAGAGGAAAAACGUUUGCGGCGUAACGUUCGCGGAUCUCGCUUCAUUGGCUUUAUCGUUGUACUGUUCUAUUUCUGCUGGCUUCCGUACGUCAGCUUAAGUGUUAUAGGCAACAUCUGUGUAUCAUGCAUGGCGCGCGUUCCUCCUAUUCUCUACGAAGUAUUUCUGGCACUUGGUUUCCUCAACUCAGCCCUUAAUCCAUUUCUGUACCCGUUCCAUGACAAACACUUUAAAGCGGCGUUCAAAGACAUGUGGAAAAAACUGAGAAGCAAGGCCAUUUCUACGUUACUACAAUCACAUGGCAAAGGUGCAGUUUUUAUCUAG
This is a messenger RNA of Pocillopora meandrina, 1110 nucleotides long. Lineage: Eukaryota; Metazoa; Cnidaria; Anthozoa; Scleractinia; Pocilloporidae. The record is from the annotation of a GenBank genome assembly.